Messenger RNA from Colius striatus (speckled mousebird), 3046 nucleotides. RefSeq names its product MER proto-oncogene, tyrosine kinase (gene MERTK). Gene Ontology annotation, cellular component: signaling receptor complex. The transcript has 19 exons. Gene Ontology annotation, biological process: phagocytosis; cell migration; protein phosphorylation. The record is from RefSeq and is a predicted model, not a curated record. NCBI's taxonomy places the organism in Eukaryota, Metazoa, Chordata, Aves, Coliiformes, Coliidae. Gene Ontology annotation, molecular function: ATP binding; protein binding; transmembrane receptor protein tyrosine kinase activity. The coding region runs from base 49 to 2961 and encodes 970 amino acids.
GGAGCGGAGCCGAGCGGAGCCGGGAGCCGCAGCCGGGGUCGAUGGGCGAUGGGCGGCGGGCGCUGGGCGCUGCUCUGGGCGCUGCUGGCGGCUCUGCGCCCGCCCCGCGCCGGCGCCGGUGAUGCUGACCAAAGCCGAGGUGCGAGGCUGUCGCUGUCAGCAGAGCCCCACCGCCCGCAGCGCAGCGUUGGCCGCUGGCCCCAGCAGAGCACGCCGCAGCCCUGGCAGCAGCCCCCAGCCAGCUCUCUGAAGUUUAACCCCACGGUGCGACACAUCGUGAUUAACGAGCACAGGGACGUCACCUUUAAUUGCUCCAUCAGGGUGCCCCAGCUGCUGCUGAGGCCAGAUGCCCCCGGCAUUUCCCUGUGGAAGGACGGGAGGGAGCUGCAGGCGCUGGAUCGCAUCGCCACCAGCCACUUUGAGAUCUCUGACGAGGAGGAGGUGGCCAUGACCUCCACUUUCAGCAUCCUCGCCGCCCAGCGCUCGGAUAAUGGCUCCUACGUCUGCAAACUCAACAUCUCUGGCAUGGAGGUGGUGUCGGACCCCAUCUCGGUGCAGCUGGAAGGGCUCCCGCACUUCAUCCGCCAGCCCGAGAAGAUGAACGUCACCAGGAACAGUCCCUUCAACCUCACGUGCCAGGCUGUGGGCCCACCAGAGCCUGUGGAGAUCUACUGGUUUCGCAACAACAUCCAGGUCAAUGAGAAGCCCCAGAUCUCGCCGUCAGUCCUGACCGUGCCAGGGCUCAAUGAGACGGCGCUGUUCAGCUGUGAGGCUCACAACAGCAAAGGGCUGACUGCAUCCAGCCCGGCCCAGGUCAACGUGAAAGGGAUCCCAUCUGCUCCUGCCAGCGUGCGUGUGCUCAACAGAACGGCGGGCGGCAUCGCGCUGUCCUGGGUGCCGGGCUUUGAUGCCUUCUCUGCCUUCAGCAGCUGCCGUGUCCAGGUCAAGGAAGCUGUUCCACAGAGCAACGUGUCCCUUCGGCUCUUCAGCACCUCGGUGCCUCCCCACGUGUAUCACAUCCAGCAGCUGGAGCCCAUGGCUGACUACAACAUCCGUGUUUCCUGCCGCAACGAGGUGGGCUGGUCGGCGUUCAGCCCCUGGCUCACGGCCAGCACCACCGAGGGAGCUCCGACCACGCCGCCACUGAACGUCACGGUGUGGUUCAACGAGUCCAGCUCCUCCCUGGAGAUCCGGUGGGUGAAGCCGCCCCUGGGGAGGAUCCACGGGGACCUGCAGGGCUAUCACAUCUGGUACAGGUGGCAGAACUCCAAGGGGUUGCAGAACGCCUCGGCCGAGGCCCGUGAGAACGCCAGCGUGGCCGUGCUGCCCGUGCUGGCCACCAACGCCACCUGCUCCGUGCGCGUGGCCGCCGUCACCAGGGGUGGAGUGGGACCCUUCAGCAGCCCCGUGGAGGUCUUCAUCCCCGGCAGCGGAUCAAUAACCUCAGCCCCCUCUUCGACCCCAGCCUCCGGGAACGCCGACUCCUUCGUCGUAGCCCUGGGCUUCAUCUGCGGGACGGUGGCUGUGGGGCUCAUCCUCUGCCUGUCCGUGCUCGUCCAGAAGAGAUGCGUGGAAACUAAAUACGGGAACGCUUUCAGCAGGAAUGACCUGGAGCUGGCAGUGAGCUACAGAGCCAAGAAGUCCUACUGCCGGAGAGCUGUAGAGCUGACACUGGGCAGCCUGGGUGUCAGCAGUGAGCUCCAGCAGAAGCUGCAGGAUGUUGUCGUGGACAGGAAUGCUCUCAGCCUGGGGAAGGUCCUGGGAGAGGGGGAGUUCGGGUCGGUGAUGGAGGGCCGUCUCAGCCAGCCCGAGGGCACCCCUCAGAAGGUGGCUGUGAAGACCAUGAAGCUGGAUAACUUCUCCCAGAGGGAGAUAGAAGAGUUCCUCAGCGAAGCAGCGUGCAUGAAGGACUUUGACCAUCCCAAUGUCAUCAAGCUCCUAGGCGUGUGCAUCGAGCUGAGCUCGCAGCAGGUGCCCAAGCCCAUGGUGAUCCUCCCGUUCAUGAAGUACGGCGACCUGCACAGCUUCCUGCUGCGCUCCCGGCUGGAGAUGGCCCCCCAGUUUGUGCCCCUGCAGACGCUGGUGAAGUUCAUGGUGGACAUUGCCCUGGGGAUGGAGUAUCUGAGCAGCCGGCAGUUUCUGCACAGGGACCUGGCAGCUCGGAACUGCAUGUUACGGGACGACAUGACGGUGUGUGUGGCUGACUUUGGCCUGUCCAAGAAGAUUUACAGCGGUGAUUACUACCGGCAGGGCCGGAUAGCAAAGAUGCCAGUGAAGUGGAUCGCCAUCGAGUCGCUGGCUGACCGUGUCUACACCACCAAGAGCGACGUGUGGGCUUUCGGCGUGACCAUGUGGGAGAUCGCGACGCGCGGGAUGACGCCUUACCCAGGGGUGCAGAACCACGAGAUCUACGAGUACCUGUGCCAUGGGCAGCGCCUCAGAAAGCCCGAGGGCUGCUUGGACCAGCUGUACGAAAUCAUGUCUGCGUGCUGGAGGGCCGACCCCGCCGCCCGCCCCACCUUCUCCCAGCUCAAGGUCCAUCUGGAGAAGCUGCUGGAAAACCUGCCCACUGUCAGAAGCUCCGGGGACGUCAUCUACAUCAACACCAGCCUGCCCCAGGACAGCCCCAGCCCGGAUUCCACGCAGGACUCGGGCUUCCCGCAGGCGGACUCUGACCCGGAGCCCGGGGACGCCGGGGAGCCCUGUUCCCCUCCAGCCCGGCCCGCGCUGGUGCCCGUGGACGUCCACCACGACCAGCCCUGGGGCACGACAAGGUACGUGCUGGAGGAGCAGCUGCCUGGCCCUGCUGAGGAAGCCUACGUGCCCCUGCUGCCCAUGGCCCAGGCUGGCACCCUGCCCGCCGGCGAGUGCCCGGGGCCGCCCUGCACCCAGAGCUGCGCCCAGAGCUGCGCCCAGAGCUGCGCCCAGAGCUGCGCUGAGGACUCGGCAGUGCUGCUGUGAGAGCGAGGGUAGGGUCCCUGUGCAAAGCAGGGUGGCAGGAAAAGGACACAGAGGGUCUAUUUUAAUAAAGAGUGGUCUGGUUUGA